UAUUAAUGAAAAUGACCGUCGCACGAUCAAUGAAAGCCCGCGUACAGGCGCACAUGUAUGCGCGCGUUGCGUAUUUCAUUCAAGUUCGUUCAACGCUCUUAAGGGCCUUGCUGGAAGCGUGUCAUAAACCGGGGGCGAGAAGAGAGAGAAUUGCCAUUUAUAAUAAAAUUGCUCCAAGUCCUCACGUUCAAUUUAUAUCUGUAAAAACUCGCUGCCACGUACUGUUACGGGAGCAGUGCUUAAGGGAUUUCAGAAUUUUGCAAAACGCCUUUUAUCUAGGUAAUGCAACAUACGUGUCACAAUUAUAGUACUUGAGUAACAUUGGGUAAUCAAUACGCUUGCGUUAGUAUCAAAUAUAUAUGUAAAAUAUUAAUAUAUAAUACGUAUAGAAUAUGUUAACAAAAGUUGUACGAAAUAUAAUGUAAUUAAUAUUAAUAUAAAGCAAUAAUAGUAAUUGUGGCACUCGAAUUAUAAAAUAUAUAAAACAAACAUAAAUUCCUUUGUAUUUUAAAAUUAAAAUAAGAAACACAAGUCGUAUUAUCACAAUCUUAAAUAUAGAAUUCUUAAAUAUUAUAAAGUAUUCUUUUAGGUUUACGAUACAUAAAAGUUUUAAUUUAUUAUAACGAAAUAAUAGAUAAAUAUAUUUUUAUUUCUAUUAACUUGACUCAGAGAUUCUAGUCUGUCACAUAAAUUUCUGUCUGAACUUGCGAUAUAUGAUGACAACCGCAAUGCGGUUCUUCACAACGACUGCUUAUUUCUGAUUAACCGCUUGAUUAUACAAUGAUUUAAAAAUAAAUUUAAUGCCAUCGAUUGUCAAAAAGAUAUUUUAUAACUACUUCUACGAAUUAAGAAGUUAUUAAAACAAGACUUUAAACGUUUUAACAAGAUAUGCAUAUAUCUGUCUACUUUAUAUAAUAAUGUCGACGACGACUAUCGCAAUGAUUUAUACUGGAAAUCUUCUUAAGUAAUACGUGACCACGACUAAUUGUUGUUCAUUAUUACCAUUUCCGAAGUAGUUUUGCUGCGUACUCAUAAAUUACAUUCCGUUUUGAACGGUCUUGAUUAAAAAAGUUAUAACUGCGCGUGUAAAAUCUCUGUGCAAUAUACAAAUAACGCAAAACUUAAAGCGAUAAAAAGUUUUCUACUAUGCAGAACAUAAUUUUUGUAUCACCCUAUCUGUAAUAUCUAUGAAAAAUUAAUAGGUAAGAAAAAUUAGAAUGUAUACGUAAUUACUGAUUGCUUUUUACAGUCGGAUUAACGCUAACGCUGUCGCUUUGUUUCGUAAUGCCAAAUGGCUUGUUUAAUCGAGACUGCAGUUUUUACCAACGUUUGAAGAGUGGUAACAUCUAUUACGUAUACAAUGCCGAUUAUCCUAAUGCUUCCAACGGCCGACAAUAUUGCAAGUGGAAAGCGGAGAGCGAUUAUCGUGUGAAAUUAUCGUGCAAUAUCUUCGAGAUACCUUGGCACGUCAAAUGUGCUUUUGACAGCCUGACUGUCAAAGUAGAUGAAUCCGUGGCAUUUUCUUACUGCGGCAACGAUACGUUUAGCGUAGAAUCGACGGGAAAGACCAUGACCAUUGUGUUGUCAACCGCAUUUUGGUCAUCGGGAGUUAAGUUCCUGUGCGAGUUGCAAGCACUCGAAGAAGUAGAGAAGGAUUAUAACUGCAGAUGCGGAUGGAAGAAGCCGACGAAGAUUGUGGGAGGUGUGGAAACUGGCGUAAAUGAGUAUCCCAUGAUGGCUGGUCUUGUCGAUCCUUUUCGAAGGGAGGUGUAUUGCGGAGCAUCCGUCAUAUCUCAAAGACACGUGUUAACUGCUGCACACUGUGUGAUCAACAGAGACGCAAAUAAAGUAGGCGUGCUCGUGGGAGAUCAUGAUCUUACUACGGGUGCAGAUACAAAUGCGUCACGCCUCUACGUCGCAGACGAAUUUAAUAUACAUCCUCUUUAUAACGACACGUCUCUAGAAAAUGACAUAGCUGUAGUAACAGUGAAUGGCAUUAUAAACUUUAGCGAAGAAGUUGGACCAGCUUGUCUUCCGUUCCAACAUCAGUCCGACUCUUUCGCAGGAAAUUACGUGGACUUAUUGGGUUGGGGAACGACAGAAUUCGGAGGGAUGAGACCGGAUACUUUACAAAAAGUUAUGGUGAGCGUAAUCUCAUACCAAGAUUGUCAUCGCUCGUAUCCGAAUUUGUCAUAUGGCCAACUGUGUACUUAUGGCAGAAAUAAAGACGCCUGUCAGGUGACACUGCUUUUUGACAGCGGUGGUCCCGUACUGUGGCAGAAUCCUACGACGAAGCGGGAGGUUCUCGUAGGUAUCAUCAGUUACGGACUUGCUUGCGGCGAUGAUGAUCCAGCGGUCAACACGCGUGUCGGCACUUAUAUCGAUUGGAUUUUAGAUGCAACACCGGGUGCGUAUUACUGCAAAGCCGAAUAGUCUGCUAAAAUAUUAUUUAUAAUUUAUUGUUUGAAAAUUUAUGUUUUUUUUAGAGAUGUUGCUUAUAAUAUAUUAUAAUACGUUAUUUAUAAUAUAUUUAUAUAAAUUAUUAUAUAAUUAUUACCUUUUGUAUUUUUAUAUGGUCUCGAAGCUACUUAUAGAUCUAGACUUCUUCAAGAUUUAUCAUAAAUGUGCAUUUAAUAUGCACACUUUAUAAUUCAUGGAUUGAAAUAUUGAGAUAUCUGAUCUACCUUCAACAUUACCUAAAAUACAUUUCAUCUAAUCAACUUUAAUCAAAAUGUCACUAUCAAUAUCCUCAAACUUAGAUUGUGUUACAUAUUUAAUAAAUCUCGAAUAGAUUUAUAGAGUUGCGGAGAACAAUUUAGAUUGUCCUUAAUAGCGAUUUAUGUGAUGUAAAAGAAUCAACAUUGACGGUUCGUAAACAAUGUCUCAUUAAUAAUAACUUCUUGAAUGAGGAUGUGACGUGAGACCGUCUAUGGGAGGGAAUCUAUGGUAAGCGUCCACUUACACUGACCAAUAUGAUACUGCAUUAGCUUGCUCGCCAUGGUGCGUACGUACUGAAGAUUUAUAUCAUGCGCUUAUUACGUGAAAGAGACGCAGAAAUAAAAUAUAUAAUAUGAAUAGAAUAUUUCACUUAAUGAGAUUGUUAUUCGCUAAUGCAAAACUAAUGCGAACGUGUCGGUUCCUUGUUGAAAUGAAAGUCAAUUUGUGUAGAUAACUACUCAUCCAUUAUUUAAAUUAGGACGAGUAAUAUUUUCUUUUAUAUAUUUUCUAUGUAUAUCAAGAAAUCAAUUUAUCAAUUUAGUUAUACUACUAUAAUAAAACUAAUAUCAUGUCAAGUAUAUCGAAUCAGAUAUUCAGCAAAUAUAUAUCAGUUAAUAGUUUCGUUCACGACAUACGUUUAUUAAACAAAUUGAUUUCUUCGAUAUGCACGGUGAUAUAUCCUUGACAUAGUUGUUGACCCAAUGACAAUAAAUGCGCAAAUAGGCUUUCCAUCACGAAGGAUCACUCUAUAAUAUGACAAAUUUUUGCGAAGAAACAUAUGUAUUUUUCUUAUAUAGAAAAAAUCUGCAUUUUAUAUAAUAAUUUUCAAUCAAACGAAUUAUUUACGAUUUGAUAAACUACUGACAGAAGAUGAAGAUCUAUUUUAUAAUAAAUACUGAUCGAUCCAACUUUUGCAUAUUUAUAAAAAUAUGAGAAAUCAAAAACUGUUUUAACAAAUACUUUUAUCUUUUAUAAAAAAGAUGUGCGAUAUGAAAUUAAAAUAUCACGUAUCCAACAUCAAAUACUAAGUGUUUCGUCGUGAGAACUACGACGAGCGUGCCUGUCACUGGUUUGAAGGGUUCGCAUAAUCCGCAUCUGUUCCCAAGGGACGUGUGGUGCCAUUCAGAAUAAUAGUACAAAAAUUCUUUGGAGCGGUGCGCAGAAAGAAAUUGAAUGAGCAUUGUAAGGACAAGGUGAUUAUCUAGACUUGUAUAACCACUUCCGUGCGCGAGAGGUAGUAAAGGUGUAAGCGCAGGUACGCAUUCUACGUCUCUGUACACUGUGCGUAGAAGAUGUAUAAUAAAAAAUCGAACGCGCGGAUCUAUUCAUUGUAGAUUUUCCACGCACUUCCGACAGCAGUAAAGUUGAAAUUGGACUUUUAUAAAAAGGAAAAGAAAACAAGCUUGCACCUAUGUACACCUACCGUGCAUCAUGUGUUCACCGCAUUUAACAUAGUGCAUUGUACAGCAAGGACAUGCAUCGUUCAUUGCGUGCACGCGUUGUUAUGCAUUGUAUAAUGCUGUUCCAGUCUUUUUUCUAUUGGGCAUUCGAAUCGUCAUCUCUAGCGAGUGCGCACAAAGUCUGUACGUGAUAUCCCUGUCCGUACAUAAUUGCCAGUACAAAGAUCCAGCACGUAUUACUAGGAGAAGCAACAUUCCUUUGCCAAUACAAUGGCCAACGAACUGCAACACAUGUGUUCGAACUGAUACUGAUUUAUAUCCGUAAAAUUGCUUUCAAGGUUUGCGCGAUAUUACGCAACCUCGUAACAGCGGCACAUUAUAAUCAAUCCAGGUAAGAGACACGAAAAGUAGAUAUUAUGUCGGAUUCCUCCCCCUCUACAAAAUUGGACUUGACAUUUAAUAGAAUCUAAUUAAGAGUGGGCAUUCUCCUGGAAUAUUUUAGAAACUAUUGAUUUAAAUAUUCUCAUUACUAUGUCUGUUACUAGAAAUGAUUUUGGCGAUACAGUCCUUUACGAGGUCAAAGUUCGCUGGCUACUAUGGAGAUGAAGAACGUUAUCAGAGUUGCUCAACAUACUGUAAGUAUAUGCGCGAGCGCUAUUCCAUGCAAAUCAGGUAAACGAUGAUAUACGAGCGAUGAAUAGCGAAGAACGCGGGAACAAGGUCGAAAGGUUACGCGACUGGUUACGUAACUACCGAUUGACCCGCUCUUUAUAUGUGAAUAUUAUGUGUGCGUGUGUUGAAUGUGUUCAGACGCGGGUCCCGCGGAACGUUACGUCUUCGGGAGAUAGUCUAGUAGCUAUAGCGCCAACUGACGUCAUGGGGUGAUCGCUACCGCCUUUAAUCAACGACGACAAGCUCGCCAAGAACCUGAGGAAGAAAUAGGCAGGAUGAUAGAGAUUAAUG
Ooceraea biroi (clonal raider ant) is the source of this 5081-nucleotide messenger RNA. Its product is annotated as venom serine protease 34. Gene Ontology annotation, biological process: proteolysis. Gene Ontology annotation, molecular function: serine-type endopeptidase activity. NCBI's taxonomy places the organism in Eukaryota, Metazoa, Arthropoda, Insecta, Hymenoptera, Formicidae. The record is from RefSeq and is a predicted model, not a curated record.